CACCACCUCAAAACUCAUCUCACAGGCUGUCCGUAAAAACAAGAAGUGGUAAUCAGAUGAAUGAGACUAUUUUCGCAAGUGCAGAUGCGGAAGCUAUUACCACCAAAAUGUUUAGGAAACCGGUGAAAGGAAAUAGUCGAGCUGUAGCGUAGGAACCAGUUCAAGCACUCGGCUCUGGCUGCUCCCCGAGCUGUGUCCUCGCCAUGAUGCAGCACGCCCAAGAAGAUCCGACUGCACCCGGAGAAGAAGAUGAUGCCUUUGGGGAAGGAAUAUCUUCCAGGCUUCCUGAAAUCAUGUCAAUAGGAUCACAUUCAUUCUCUCCAGGAGGUCCUAAUGGGAUUAUUAGAAGCCAGUCCUUCGCUGGCUUCAGCGGGCUUCAGGAAAGACGCUCCAGGUGUAACUCCUUUAUUGAAAAUUCCUCUGCACUCAAGAAGCCCCAAGCAAAGGUGAAGAAAACGCAUAAUUUGGGCCAUAAGAACAGCACCACGCCCAAAGAGCCCCAGCCUAAAAGGAUGGAAGAGGUCUACCGAGCCCUGAAAAAUGGCCUGGACGAGUAUCUGGAAGUUCACCAGGCAGAGCUGGAUAAGUUGACUACUCAGUUAAAAGACAUGAAAAGAAACUCACGCCUGGGAGUCCUGUACGAUUUAGAUAAGCAAAUCAAAGCAGUGGAAAGAUACAUGAGGAGGCUGGAGUUCCACAUUAGCAAGGUGGAUGAGCUUUAUGAAGCCUAUUGUAUUCAAAGACGACUCUGUGAUGGUGCCAGCAAAAUGAAGCAAGCCUUUGCAAUGUCUCCCGCCAGCAAAGCCGCCCGAGAGAGUCUAACUGAAAUCAACAGGAGUUACAAGGAGUACACAGAGAACAUGUGUACCAUAGAAGCAGAGCUGGAAAACCUACUGGGGGAGUUUUGCAUCAAGAUGAAAGGUCUGGCUGGCUUUGCUCGGCUCUGCCCAGGAGAUCAAUACGAGAUUUUCAUGCGUUAUGGGCGCCAGCGAUGGAAGCUGAAAGGCAAAAUAGAAAUGAAUGGCAAGCAAAGCUGGGAUGGAGAAGAAAUGGUUUUCCUCCCUCUCAUUGUCGGACUGAUCUCCAUUAAGGUCACAGAAGUUAAAGGGCUUGCUACUCACAUCCUUGUGGGAAGCGUUACCUGCGAGACAAAAGACCUGUUUGCAGCUCGGCCUCAGGUGGUUGCAGUUGACAUUAAUGACCUUGGCACAAUAAAGCUGAACCUUGAAAUCACCUGGUAUCCCUUCGAUGUUGAAGACUUGACCCCAUCUACUGGAAAUGUGAGCAAGGCAUCUGCUCUCCAGAGGAGAAUGUCCAUGUAUAGCCAAGGCACUCCAGAAACGCCAACCUUCAAGGACCACUCAUUCUUUUCGAAUUUGCCAGACGACGUCUUUGAAAACGGAACGGCAACCACCGAGAAGCGACCUCUUUCUUUCACUUUUGGCGACCUGCCUUACGAAGACCGUGUGCCCUCUGCCAACGCAGCAGAGUCCUCUUCUGCUCACAUCAGCUCCAGCCCUGACAUCACUGCGACCCCCACCCAGCACCGAGCUCUCAAGUCCUCCAAGAGCUCAAGCCUGGACUGCAGCAGCAGCGACUCCCGCAGAGACUCUGUCGCUGAGCCCAAGGAGCUGCCGUCUCAGGGAGAGGGAGCAGUGGUUGAGAACAAGGCCACCCCGAGGGCAGCUCCCGAAGUCUGCCAAAAUAACUCUGACGCUGGGAGUGAUCGUGUCUUUAUAGAGACGAGCGUCCCGGUGUCUCUCCUGCAGGACACAGAUGAAGGUUCAGAGCUUAAGCCCGUGGAGCUGGAUACCUAUGAGGGCAACAUCACAAAGCAGCUGGUGAAAAGGCUUACAUCAGCAGAGGCACCCAUGACCCCAGAGAGGCUGCCAUGUGAGGGAUCGAUUAGCGGGGAAUCAGAAGGAUAUAAGUCUUAUCUAGAUGGAAGCAUUGAAGAAGCCUUGCAAGGGCUUCUCUUAGCUCUUGAGCCACAUAAAGAGCAGUAUAAAGAGUUUCAGGACCUGGACCAAGAAGUGAUGCAUCUGGAUGACAUCCUAAAACUGCCUGGUACUUUCCCAAAUUAAGUGCUUUUUGACAGCCUGCAGCCCCUGUUUCUUGCACUAUUUGCCAAGGAGGUUCAAGCAGGCAAAGCUAUUAUUUUUUAACUUUUUGGCUGCUCUGCAGCUUUUACAAAGAUGCCAGCUAUCCAAAGAGCAGAGGGACAACGGACACUGUCUAUUCACACUCCUUUUAUCGGAAGUUACAAAGGGACAAACAUGGGAUGGGGGGGAAGAGAGAGGACAGGCGUGUGCAGGCAGGAUUCCUGCACGCUGGAGAAGGACGCCUUUUCCAGACCUGCUUUAUGUCUGUGUGCCGCCUAUUGAUCAGCUCGCAGACCAACACUCAGCAUCGCCAGCGGCCGUGCUGGGCUCCCCAUGCAAAAAGGUGGAGCUGGAAUCCAGCUGCGGCUGAAGAAAUCUCUCUUGGCAACAUCAGAUGGGCAGAGAAAGGGAGAAGCCCAUACGUUGCUGUUUGCUGUUGCCUGAAGAAGCCGCACUACCAGCCCUGAAAGAAAUGGUAGCUAAACCCAUCAGCACCGCAGAGGAAGCGAGAUAGAGCAUCCACCUGUCUCACAGAGGUGUUUGAUCAGCUAAUGGCUGUACGGUCAGUUUAAGGUGUCAAUCAUGUCCAGUGCUGCAUCGUAAGUGCUAACAGAUGACCAUUAUAGCAUUAAUACUGUGUGCAAAUUAAUUGGAAACAAAACUCCAAGCCUUCUCAACUCUCGAGGAGCUGGUGGUGAGUCUGAACUUGGAGGCCGGUGCAUUUCUUUCUAAAACUGAGACAAAGUCUCCUGCUUGGGACUGGAAGAUGUGGCUUGUGGAACGGCACCGGUGGCUCCUGCUGUUCUGGGCAAACAGUAACAUAGCGUUAAAGACGUCGAAGUCAUUGCACAAACCAACAGAGGCGAUCCCUCAAGUUACAUCUGAUCCUGCAAGGUGACCCUGGAAGCAAGUCUGUGGGCAUGUCUGGAUGAAUCGCCAGGUGGGACCGGGGCCUUUGACACCUCCUACAACAACAACAGGGCUUCAGUGGCAUUUCUUCCUAGCAGUGAGACAGGAUGGCUUCCCCUCCUCUCCAGCACUGUUCAUUUCCAAGUUACAAUACCGGCUUUCUCUGUCACCUAGGAAUCUGCACCCAACUGGCUUUUCCUUGAUAAGCCAUGUGGCUUCAAAGGCCACAAAAGUCCUCCCAUCCCAUGGAUAAGUCUGCAGAUAUGGGACCAAAUUCAUUCCUGGCUAAGGUCCUUUGGAGUUGCAUCUGGAAUAAAUCUGAUAGUGCCAUUGGACGUGUAUAAAUUGGCUUCUGUAUCUUCAACAGCAAUUAGAGAACGUACCUUCCCCUUUCAACUUCCCGUGCAUUAAUUGCCGUUUCUCCUUUUGGAGGAUGCUGAAAGCUGUGUCACUUGGAUUCAAGAUGUACUUCUCAUUCCUAUAAAGCACAUUGAAUUUUGCCUUUGAGGGUUUUCCUUUGGGGAAGAGAAGGGGGUAGGAUGGGGAGGGGAGGAGGAAGGGAAGGGUUUUUCCAGUUCUCAGGCUUUGAUUGUAUAUGCUAUGAAUAUGAAGGUUUGAAAUGAAACAG
This is a messenger RNA of Egretta garzetta (little egret), 3639 nucleotides long. RefSeq names its product RHO family interacting cell polarization regulator 2 (gene RIPOR2). Bases 204 to 2084 code for a protein of 626 amino acids. The transcript has 14 exons. NCBI's taxonomy places the organism in Eukaryota, Metazoa, Chordata, Aves, Pelecaniformes, Ardeidae. The record is from RefSeq and is a predicted model, not a curated record.